GUCAGCUGCUCACGAUGUUCACGGCACUGCUCGCGUCACGCCGUGCUACGCCGUGCAUUCACCGCCAAACACGAUUAUAUGCUGCUGUUUCCGCCUCAUCACCCAUAAACCCUCACACUGUUGGACCAUACAGGAUCUUUGACCGUCAUGCUAAGCGACGACAGAAAGAUCGCUCGGCUCUCCGAGAAGCAGGAGUGCGGAGUCGGACGGUCGACUAUGUGAGAGAUGAAGUUGCAGAUAGGAUGAUUGAGCGGUUACUGGAUAUCAAAAGGAAAUUUAGCUCCAUACUUGAUGUCGGUUCUGGGCCAGGACACUUUUCCAAGCUCCUUGAAUCGCAGACUACGGAUAAGGUGGUAAUGCUGGACUCGAGUGAACACCUACUGUGCCGGGAUCCCGACUCUGACUUUGAAGUCGAGGUCGAGCGCAUACACGCCGAUGAAGAAAGCCUGCUCAACGUAAUACCACCUAACUCCCAAGAGGCCAUCGUCUCGUGUCUGAGUCUACACUGGAUCAAUGAUCUUCCAGGUAUUCUUGUACAGAUCAAGGAAGCCCUCCAGCCGGAUGGGGUAUUUCUAGGGGCCUUAUUUGGCGGAGACACAUUAUUUGAGCUUCGGACUUCCCUUCAACUUGCUGAGAUGGAGCGCGAGGGCGGUAUAUCCCCUCAUAUCUCUCCUAUGGCCGACUCCCGCGACGUGUCGAACCUGCUCGGCCGUGCAGGAUUCACGCUGCUCACGGUAGACGUAGACGAAGUGAAAGUAGCCUACCCCUCAAUGUGGGAACUUAUGGAAGACCUGCGCGACAUGGGCGAAAGCAACGCUGUCAUAGGGCGGCGCAACUAUAUACACCGUGAUACGCUUGCUGCAGCCUCAGCAAUUUACAAAGAGCUACAUGAAAAUGAAGAUGGCUCCAUACCCGCGACAUUUCAGGUCAUCUACGUGAUUGGCUGGAAGCCGUCGCCAAAGCAGCCGAAACCACUCGAGCGUGGCACCGCUGAAAUGAAUCUGAAGGAAAUAUUGUGA
Postia placenta MAD-698-R-SB12 is the source of this 1019-nucleotide messenger RNA. RefSeq lists its product as hypothetical. Gene Ontology annotation, cellular component: mitochondrion. Lineage: Eukaryota; Fungi; Basidiomycota; Agaricomycetes; Polyporales; Adustoporiaceae. The transcript has 10 exons. Gene Ontology annotation, biological process: mitochondrial respiratory chain complex I assembly. The record is from RefSeq and is a predicted model, not a curated record. Bases 15 to 1019 code for a protein of 334 amino acids.